AUGGGUCUAAAUAGUGAAUUCAAUAUGGGUCUAAAUAGUGGAUUCAAUAUGGGUCUAAAUAGUGAAUUCAAUAUGACUCUAAAUAGUGAAUCCAAUAUGGGUCUAAAUAGUGGAUUCAAUAUGGGUCUAAAUAGUGAAUCCAAUAUGACACUAAAUAGUGGAUUCAAUAUGGGUCUAAAUAGUGAAUCCAAUAUGGGUCUAAAUAGUGGAUUCAAUAUGACACUAAAUAGUGGAUUCAAUAUGGCUCUAAAUAGUGGAUUCAAUAUGGGUCUAAAUAGUGGAUUCAAUAUGGGUCUAAGUAGUGAAUCCAAUAUGACACUAAAUAGUGGAUUCAAUAUGGGUCUAAAUAGUGAAUUCAAUAUGGGUCUAAAUAGUGAAUCCAAUAUGGGUCUAAAUAGUGGAUUCAAUAUGGGUCUAAAUAGUGAAUUCAAUAUGACUCUAAAUAGUGAAUUCAAUAUGACUCUAAAUAGUGAAUUCAAUAUGGGUCUAAAUAGUGGAUUCAAUAUGACUCUAAAUAGUGAAUUCAAUAUGGGUCUAAAUAGUGGAUUCAAUAUGACACUAAAUAGUGAAUUCAAUAUGACUCUAAAUAGUGGAUUCAAUAUGGGUCUAAAUAGUGGAUUCAAUAUGAUUCUAAAUAGUGGAUUCAAUAUGAUUCUAAAUAGUGGAUUCAAUAUGAUUCUAAAUAGUGAAUUCAAUAUGAUUCUAAAUAGUGGAUUCAAUAUGACUCUAAAUAGUGAAUUCAAUAUGACACUAAAUAGUGAAUUCAAUAUGGGUCUAAAUAGUGGAUUCAAUAUGACACUAAAUAGUGAAUCCAAUAUGGGUCUAAAUAGUGAAUUCAAUAUGACUCUAAAUAGUGAAUUCAAUAUGACUCUAAAUAGUGAAUUCAAUAUGACUCUAAAUAGUGGAUUCAAUAUGGGUCUAAAUAGUGAAUCCAAUAUGACACUAAAUAGUGAAUUCAAUAUAACUCUAAAUAGUGAAUUCAACAUGACACUAAAUAGUGAAUUCAAUAUGACUCUAAAUAGUGAAUUCAAUAUGACUCUAAAUAGUGAAUUCAAUAUGACUCUAAAUAGUGAAUUCAACAUGACACUAAAUAGUGAAUUCAAUAUGACUCUAAAUAGUGAAUUCAACAUGACACUAAAUAGUGAAUUCAAUAUGACUCUAAAUAGUGGAUUCAAUAUGAGUUAA
Pecten maximus is the source of this 1185-nucleotide messenger RNA. RefSeq names its product putative mediator of RNA polymerase II transcription subunit 26. The record is from RefSeq and is a predicted model, not a curated record. The transcript has a single exon. The coding region runs from base 1 to 1185 and encodes 394 amino acids. NCBI's taxonomy places the organism in Eukaryota, Metazoa, Mollusca, Bivalvia, Pectinida, Pectinidae.